This is a messenger RNA of Eimeria acervulina, 3645 nucleotides long. RefSeq lists its product as hypothetical. Lineage: Eukaryota; Apicomplexa; Conoidasida; Eucoccidiorida; Eimeriidae. Bases 1 to 3645 code for a protein of 1214 amino acids. The record is from RefSeq and is a predicted model, not a curated record. The transcript is spliced from 10 exons. Gene Ontology annotation, cellular component: endosome; trans-Golgi network; trans-Golgi network transport vesicle.
AUGGGAAUACAGCGGGCAAAAGUUGAGAGCAGACUGCAGCAGCCAUUGAAUGAAGUGUACAUACACCGAAGGCUGCCAUCUCCUGAGGAGGCGUUGCUGCAGCCUCGCUACAAUUUUUCUGUUGGACUUCACUUUCACGCUGCCCCGGUAGAGAAGACUCCCAACUCGGAAGCUGGGGGGCGCCCUCCUGCACUUGCAGAGCUGGCGCACGUGGCUCUGGCCAAUGUGCAGCUGUACCCUCAUGCGCAUAUCCGCAGCUCCUUCAGACUCUGUCUCAGAGUACAGCAACUGCACACAAAGAGGCCGCAGGAGCCAAUUGCUGCCACCGAUUGGGAGGCCCUUUUGAUCACUCUGUUGCCAAGCACCAACGCCCCCCAAGACGGGACAGAAGAAAUAAACCAACAACAAUGCCACCAACGACUCAGUUCUGAACUCAGCAAGUGGAAACCCCGGCCGCCUUCGCGGGGCUUCUACGAGCGGCGACUCCGCUAUUAUUUGUUGGAUAACGUGGAAACAGCAGCUGCAGCAGCGCGGCUACUGCUGCCUUGGCUUGAGGAGGAUGCGGCUGCAGCGUACAGAGGGGCUCUGGGGGGGCCCCAGUGCUACGGGCGUCCCCCCGAGGGUGAAGUAGUAACAGCAGCUACAGCUUCACAGGAGCAGCAGCAGCAAGAGCAGCAGCAGCAGCAUGAGGAACAACAGCAGCCGCAGCUACUAGACUUCCCGGGAACUGAUCCGCCGAUGCUCACGCAGCAGCAGCGCCCCUUUACCCCCUACAGCGCUAUAGUUCGCGAGCCGCAGCCCCCAGGUUUUCUCUGUCUACUGAGUUGUCGAGGCCUGCGCGGGCUUUGCACAGGCCUUAAUUUGUGUCACUACAGGAUGCAGGUGCUCCUCCCCCUGGCCCUGCAACGGCAGCUGCAGCGGAAACAGAAGAAGAUGCGAGUAACACGCAGGUCGUACCUCUGGGAACGCGAUCCCCAACAACCCCCUAUACAAGCCAAGGAAAAGUCACCCAGUCAUACUACAGAAGUUCGAGCCUUUGUGCGCGGCCUGUUCAAUGUGCCGCUGCGGCGGUUGCCUGCAAGUGUAGAGGAGUUGCAUGGGCGCUGCCGACUGGGGUGUACUGAAGGGAUUAAUGAGCUCCGCAUACACAUUACAGCCACCACUAAAGCAGUUCAGGGAGAAAAUCCCCACAUCAACCAAGCGGUGAGCCUGGCGCUGCCGGAGGCGGCUGCUUUGGAGGCGGGGGCGUUGCAGCGUCAGCGGGGGAGGUUGAGAAUCUCUGUCUUCGACGAAUUUUUGCAACAACCCAACACCAACAAGAACAGCUUCAAUAAUCCGUGGGUGUCUGCUGAACCUUCUGGAACCGCAGUCCCUAAAGUGUUGCUUGGGUAUCUUGAUAUCCCGUGGGCCUCUGUGAUAUCCUCUGCAACAAAAGCUGCAGCGGAUGGCGUUGAAUCUGCUGUUGCACUCAAACACCUCAGUACGCACAAGAACGACGAGCAGCAGCAGCAACAGCAGAAGCUAUUCAAUGAGGUGUUUGAUGUGAGUGCUGACGGAACCUGCUGCCUUUGCCUUUUAAACGGCUGCUUUCAGCUGCAACAGCCCAAAGGGCUUCUUACUCACAUCCACCUCUCCCGGCCCCACAGUCCCGAUGUUCCGACCGGUUUGCUGCUGCAGCUGUGUCAGCAGCAACAGCUACAACAGCAAGUACUGCUGCAGCACUGUACAGCAACUCCCUUUGACCUGUUCGUCUCUCUCAAGCUCGAGAUACGGGGGCCUGCUAGAGCCAUCUGCUGCAGCUUCCCUCGCACUCUAAUGCCCGAAGAGAUAUACCAGCAGCUGCAGCAGGAGAAACGGAAGGAGGAACAGCAGCAGCAGCAACAGAAGCAACCGCAGCAACAGCAGCAACAGCAGCGCGAUGAGCGGGGACCGCAUCUCUGCCAGCAACAGCAGCCACCAUUGCAGCAGCCGCAGCGGGAGCCGCAACACCAUGCGCACCUGCAGCAGGUGCAGCAAGAGCGGCAACAGCAGCAGCAGCCGCCGCUGCUGCAUCUGCAGCCUGGGAAGGAUUUGUGGGAAGACAGGAAUUUGAUAGAGUUGGACAAGAAGUGGAGACAAAAAGCGGGGAGGAAAGGAGUCAGCGGAUCUCCAUCUUCAAUUGGCAAGUACGUCUUGGGUAAGGGAGAAGAGUACUUCGUUGUGCGGUUGUCUCCUUCAGCAACAGCUCAAUUCUGGAACCCAUUGACAGGCGAAGCAAUGAACAUCACCAGCAGCAACCAGGCUACUCCGCCUGCUCCCAUUCAGCAGCAGCAGCACCAGCUGCUGCUGCAGCAACUGCAGCUUUGGAGCGAGGAGCUACAGGUGUUAAAGGCCCUCCGGGGUUCGAACGCCGAGAUGAAAGCGCUGCAGCAACAGCUUGCUGCUGUACUGCCGGUUGCGGAGGCCUUUGCAGCCUCACAGCACCGUAGCCUGCAGCAGCUGCAGCAGCAUCAGCAGCAGCAGCAGUGGUUAGGGCAGACGGCUGUGGGGGAACAGCGGGAAGGUGAAGGUGUGGUUAAGGAGGUGCUGCUACUGGAGGCCAGUCUAGCAGAGGUGCAGCAGAAAACAAGCUUGCUGCUGCAGCGUUGGCGUCAGCUGCAUGCAGCAACAGAAACCCCUUUUCCAUUUUUGUUGGGUGGCAGACAGCAGCCCAGAAGAGAAGGGCUGUGGCGAGUCUCUUCUUUGUCUUUGCUCAUCGGGAUGCAAAAUGCAUAUAUCAACUUGCAACCCAUGCAGUGUCUGAACAACUGGGAGACCCCUGCUGCAGCUGCUGCUCUUGCUGCUGCAACAGUAGCAGGGCAGACAGGGGGAUUUACACCUGAACUUGCUGCUGAAUAUACCGCAGAAGACGACGUGAUAAGGAAAAGCGUGCAGCAGAAACUGCAGCGAAAGCAUAAAUGGAGAUGCUUGGGACUGCCCACCUUAUUUGGUGCAGCCAGACGUUUCAUGAAGAGCAGCAACGCAUCAACUGCGUGGAUCCAGCUGUCCUUGAGCUGCGUCUCUUUCCUGGGCUGCCGCAGGAUUAACAAAGAAUACACGCUAGCAGCAAACACCAAUGGAGGGGUGCUGCAGCAAGCACAACGAAACAGCAAAAUCCUAUUGAUUCUUCUGCCAGAAUGCCAACGAAGAGAAGCAACAGCCGCCUAUGAAAACACUUUUCUAGCAUUGGGAGGGCUCCAUCCCCACGGCGCAGAAGCAGCGGCAGCAGCAGCAACAGCAGCAGCAGCUCAGGUGAUGGGAGUGACGGGCGAAGAUGCCAAGAGGGUGGCUUUGCUGCCGCCAACAGGCUGGGUUAGGCCGCUGGUGCAGGAGUUGCAGUUCACUGACGCUGAUGUCCGUACAGCUGGGGAGUUGGAGCAGCAGCUGCAAACAGCUGUGCAGCAGCUAAUCAGAAACCGCUACAGCAGCAGCAACAGAAGCAGCAGCAAUGUAGCUGGGUCGUCAUGGGCAGCAGCAGGUCUUGGCAGCGAAAGCACAGCAAACGAAGAACUUGUGCAGUGCAUAGCGUUUGCAGAGGAGCCUCUGUCUGGUGUGUAUGAGGUGUUGGGGUUGUACGAGGAGCGGUUGGUUGUUUGCAGGGGCAAUCGACUGAACCUUUUGCUAUAG